UUUUUGAAAUAUUUUGACAGUAAGCAUACUUACAUAAAAUAAUUUAUAUACUGAUUUUUAAAUACAUACCAAAAUGGCUACUAAGAAAAUCUUAAAAGACCAAAUGACUUUGGAUACUUCUGACAAAGCUACUAGAAGAGUGAUAGCGCCCUAUGUGAAAAUAGUUCGCAAAAGUAGGGGGGUUUUGGACAAAACUAAAGAGAGCCAAAAGUUCAGCUUUUAUUUACAAAACAAACCGAGUGUGUUGAUGCAAGAUCUUUCCUCGUUUUUGUCGGAUAGUGUUGAUUUGGCCUCAGUGUUGCAGGAAACUGCAGAAGUUUUGAAACUAGUUACAAAAGCCUACGGUGUAACUCUUUAUAUGGUUGAUACUGCUUCGGAAGAAAUCUACCAGGUUCCCAAGAAUAUAACUGAUGAAAGACACAAAGUUAAUUGGAAGAUUCAGAAAGGCAGUACACUGGCCGCGUAUGUGGCUUACAAAAAAGAAUACGUUAUGGUUGAUGAUAUCCUCUGUGACGAAAGAUUUCCUGCUGGAUUAGGAUACCAAGAUGACAUGAUCAAAUCUGUUCUAUGCGUACCCAUCGUAACGACAGAUGGCGAUUGCUACGCUAUAGUGGAAAUGUACCGAUCUGUACCAGAGCCGCCUUUCAACAAGGAAGACUUGAAGAUAUCCAUAGUGGUAUCGGGAUGGAUGGGAGCAGCCAUACACCAGAACAGACUGAGGCUGGCCUUACAGAAACAGCAAGAGUUGAACGACUACUUGCUAGAUUUGAUUAAGUGUUACUUUGCGGAUAAUGUGCCUCUGGAAAAAUUAAUUACGGAGAUUGUGAAAUUCGCCAAGGCUACAUUAGGAGCCGAACGCGGCUCCUUCUUCAUCAUCGACCCCGAGACCAGCGACAUGACGGCCGAAGUGUUCGACGAAGGCAUAGAUGGCAGCAGCACCACCAUGCACAGGAAGAACAUCAAGGUGCGUCUCUCGAAGGAUCGCAGCAUACCGGGCCUGGUGGCCAGAACGGGCGUCACUGUGAACCUGAGAGACGCCUACAACGACCCUAGGUUCUUUACCGAGGUUGAACCCAAGACCGGGUUAAUUACGAGGUCGAUAUUAUGUAUGCCGAUAGUCAGCGUUGAUAAUAUUUUAGGUGUGGUACAAGUGGUAAACAAAAUAAAUGGCGUCGUAUUUACAUCGUCUGACGAAAACUUAUUCAAGACUUUCUCUGUAUAUUGUGCUCUAGCUUUACACUACGCCAAACUGAACAAUAAAAUGCAUAAAACGGGUCUUCUAAAUGAGUCAAAUAUGCAGCUUUUAAGCCUUCAGAUAAAACCGUGUUCACACGAUAUCAUGAACUUUUUGGAGAACACAGAGGUGAAUAUACCGAGUGGCUUUGAUGAUUUUAGAUGGUAUAUCUCCGUGGAAGAAGAACCCAUUAUGCCGCAAAUGGUGUACCACAUGCUGAAAACGGUUGUUGGGUUUACAGAUAUGAACAUAGGUUUACUUGUCGAUUUUAUUUUAACAGUCCGAAAAUGUUAUAGACCAAAUCCCUACCACAAUUGGGAGCAUGCCUUCAACGUGUCACAUUGCAUGUAUAAUAUAUUGCUCAGAAAUCCUGCGUUGUUUACAGAAGUAGAGAUUAAAUCUUUAAUAAUAGCCUGUCUGUGUCAUGAUUUGGAUCAUGGUGGAUACACUAAUAACUUUCUUCAAUUAAACGACGACGUUUUAUCACAGCUCUAUGACGAAUCGUUUUUAGAAAAUCACCAUUAUCAAGUAGCGAUGACAAUAUAUAAAGUCUAUCCUUUUUACAACGUAUCAGACUCGUUGUGGCAAGAAUUAAACACAGAAAUAAGGCAGUGCAUCAUAGCCACGGACCUAGCGAAUUAUUUCAAAGUCCGUCUGAAGCUGAUGCAAGUCAAUACCAGCGACCAAGGACUGGAUUGGUCUAACAGACACCACAGACACCUUUGUAAAGCCAUUAUGAUGACGGCUUGCGAUCUGUCCGGUUCUUGCAAACCUUAUAUCGUGGCAAAAAAUCUAACUGAUAAUUUGAUUAAGGAAUUCUACAAUCAAGGCGACAGAGAAAAGGCAAUGGGCCUCACCCCAUUAUCACUCAUGGACCGUGACAAAUCAGCAAUGAUUCCCGAAGAUCAAGUUAAUUUCCUUAAUAUUAUUGUGCUACCCUGUACGGACCUGCUUAAAUCCGUGUUGCCAAAUUGUGCAGACCUCAGUGAAGAAGCAUCGCUGUUAAGAAAGACGUGGCAAGAAAUCAUAUAUUUAAAAGGCCAAAAAAGUUGGAGACAAGAAGAUUCAAUUGUAAAUCCAAUAGAUUAGAUAAACCAACAAUAACUAGCAUAUAAAUAAAUUUAUUUUGAGUAAAUAGUAUAUAA
Molecule: messenger RNA, 2379 nt
Organism: Sitophilus oryzae (rice weevil)
Lineage: Eukaryota; Metazoa; Arthropoda; Insecta; Coleoptera; Curculionidae
Product: cAMP and cAMP-inhibited cGMP 3',5'-cyclic phosphodiesterase 10A-like
Exons: 11
Coding region: 74-2323 (749 amino acids)
Biological process (GO): negative regulation of receptor guanylyl cyclase signaling pathway; signal transduction
Molecular function (GO): protein binding; 3',5'-cGMP-stimulated cyclic-nucleotide phosphodiesterase activity
Source: RefSeq, a predicted model, not a curated record